CGUGCAUACCGGUCGUUCCCUCCCUCCCUCUCUCUCAGUCUGCGUGCUGUAGCCCUGCUGUGCGGUCCUCUCAGCCCUCUGUUGUAGCACCAAAGGGAGGAGGAGCCACCGGCACACACACUCACACACGCAUACUCACACAGACACACACGCUCUGACAUCUCACAUCAUCUCUUUCGCACACUCACUGUAAGCACCAGCCAAGCCAGCCAAGGCCCGUUUGGAGCAGGGGAGCCCAGCCGUCUCAUCGCCCAAGAUGGAUGUACUGAUGAAGGGGUUCUCCAUGGCCAAGGAGGGAGUGGUGGCCGCCGCAGAGAAGACCAAAGCCGGCAUGGAGGAGGCAGCAGCCAAGACCAAGGAAGGGGUGAUGUAUGUAGGCAGUAAGACAAAGGAGGGAGUUGUGUCAUCAGUAAACACAGUGGCCAACAGGACCGUGGAUCAGGCCAACAUUGUGGGAGACACAGCGGUUGCCGGGGCCAACGAGGUGUCACAGGCAGGCGUGGAGGGAGUCGAGAACGUCGCCGCAUCGACCGGGCUGAUCAACCAGGAGGAGCCUGUAUACGAGGGAGAGUACGGGGGAAUGGAGCAAGGAGGCGAAGGAGGAGAGGGGUAUUAGUCGUGUUCAGGACCUCCCCUGCCGUCCUCUCCAGCAGCCCCCCGCUCCCCUCGCCUCGCAGACUCCAGAUGUUCAACAUAUUUUUUUGUGACUUUACGGAACCAAAAUCAACUAAAACAGACUCUUCCGGAUGCCGCACCUCAGCCCCCUAACCCCCCCUCUGGAG
This is a messenger RNA of Seriola dumerili (greater amberjack), 782 nucleotides long. RefSeq names its product synuclein-like (gene sncgb). Lineage: Eukaryota; Metazoa; Chordata; Actinopteri; Carangiformes; Carangidae. The coding region runs from base 257 to 616 and encodes 119 amino acids. Gene Ontology annotation, molecular function: cuprous ion binding. Gene Ontology annotation, biological process: chemical synaptic transmission; synaptic vesicle endocytosis; synapse organization. Gene Ontology annotation, cellular component: neuronal cell body; axon terminus; cytoplasm. The transcript has 6 exons. The record is from RefSeq and is a predicted model, not a curated record.